AUGGAAUGCAAUUUAAUUAUUAUUGGAGAUCAAAAGGUUGGAAAGUCUUCCAUUUUAUUAAGGUUUAUAAAUAAUGAUAUCUUAAUAUAGGUUAUCCACUAACUAAUUUUCUGAUUAGUAUGAAACAACUAUUUGGAGUUCUGUAAAAAAAAAAAUAGAUAUUAAUAAUAUAUCAAUCAAUUUUAAUUUCACAGAUAUAUGUUGUUAAGAACAUUAUUAUUCAAUUAGAAAAAACUCUUACAUUAACAAGGAUUUUAUUAUAAUUGUUUUUGAUAUAAAUUAGAUUGCAAGUUUUCAUAAUGUUUUAUAACAUGUAAUAUAUAUUAUAAUAAUAAUUAGUGGAAUCAAGAGACUUGUUAACUUAAGAAUAUUAAAAAAAUAAUUAUUGCAAAUAAAAUAGAUCUAAGAGAAAAUGAUGAGUAGAUUGAAGAUUAUAAAUUAUAAGUAGAUAAUAUCUUAGCUUAAGGUUAAAGAAUCAUUCAAAGAUUGCCAUUUUUUCUCAUGUUCAGCCAAAACUGGAGAAAACAUUGAUGAUGUCUUCAAAGAAAUAGCUAAAAUAUAAUUGGAAUCAUUGCCAAAGAAGAAAGAGGAACAAUUACCCAGAGAAGAAUUUUGUUCUUGUUUAAUAUUUUGA
This is a messenger RNA of Paramecium primaurelia, 634 nucleotides long. The record is from the annotation of a GenBank genome assembly. Lineage: Eukaryota; Ciliophora; Oligohymenophorea; Peniculida; Parameciidae.